Molecule: messenger RNA, 1307 nt
Organism: Rhincodon typus (whale shark)
Lineage: Eukaryota; Metazoa; Chordata; Chondrichthyes; Orectolobiformes; Rhincodontidae
Product: protein O-mannosyl-transferase TMTC3-like
Exons: 5
Coding region: 239-895 (218 amino acids)
Biological process (GO): protein O-linked glycosylation via mannose
Cellular component (GO): endoplasmic reticulum
Molecular function (GO): mannosyltransferase activity
Source: RefSeq, a predicted model, not a curated record
GUCCCACAAUGUCUCUGCCUCCUGCAGUGCACUCAGGGGAGCCUAACCUGUGUGUGUCAUUUAGAGAUAGUGGGAACUGCCAAUGCUGGAGAAUCUGAGAUAACAAGGUGUAAAGGUGGAUGAACAUAGCAGGCCAAGCAACAUCAGAAGAGCAGGAAAGCUGACGUUUAGUUGUGGAUUGGCUUAUUGUUCAACGAGCUUAUUGAUAGAGUACUGCAACAGCUGAAGCCAAUCUGUGAUGCAGCCUGUGAGGAUGGCUGAGUUGAGCUGGAAGGAGGUAGUUUUGUUGACAGCGGUAGUGGCCAUUUGUUACUGGAACAGCACGAAUUGUGGGUUUGUUUUUGAUGACGUCUCUGCCAUUCUGGAUAACAAAGAUUUGCAUCCUUCAACACCUUUAAAGAACUUAUUCCACAAUGACUUCUGGGGAACUCCUAUGAAUGAGGAAAGGAGCCACAAAUCCUAUCGACCACUCACUGUGCUCACAUUUCGAUUAAACUACCUUUUCAGUGAACUGAAUUCUGCUUUCUACCACCUCUUGAAUCUUGUCCUGCAUGCAGUGGUCUGCGUAAUCUAUCUCAAAGUAUGCCAUUUGUUCCUGGACAGGAAAUCCAGUCUGAUUGCUUCUUUGCUUUUUGCGGUUCAUCCAAUUCACACUGAAGCGGUUACCGGAGUUGUAGGUCGGGCUGAGCUUUUGUCCUCCAUUUUCUUCCUGGCUGCGUUUUUAUCGUACACCAAGUCUAAAGGUCCCAACAACUCCAUCGUGUGGGCUCCUAUUGUGGUCACUGUAAUAUUAGUUGCUGUUGCAACUUUAUGCAAGGAACAAGGAAUAACGGUCAUCGGCAUAUGUUUUGUCUAUGAAAUCUUUGUUGCCCAAGGAGUAAGUAUAAUACUGUAAAUGGGAAACAGGCAAUUAUUGAGUCCCAUGUGAUUGAGGUUCCCUUUGUGGAUCAUAUAAUUGUAUGUUCCAGAGGACAGAAUAGUCUGGGAAAGUCAGUCCACUGGCAGAAGACUUUACAACCAGAGGACAUGGAUAGCCAGCAAAUGCACCACAAGGGAGAUGAUGAGAAUUGUUUAUUGUGUGGAAAUGAAGACAGUGAUCAGACACAGUGGGAAGGUUUAAUGUACAUUUUUGCAGAUUUUGAAGGGAGGUGAUAGGUGGGAUGGAAGUGUUUCCAGGCUCCUACAAAACUCUCUAUCCAUGACUCACUGAUGUGUUGAGUACCAGAGCAUGCUCCGGACUCACGUGUGCCUUACUAGAUCUUUGAAAGGCUCCGGUGCAAAAUCAAGUUCAGAUUAAUCAAUCCUCG